AUGGAUGUUCCACCAGGCCUUGAUCUUCAGAGGGAAUCUUCUGGGAACAGACUUUUUUGCAAGUUAAAUAAGUCCAUUUAUGGGUUAAAGCAAGUCUCACAACAAUGGUUUGAUAAAUUUUCCACCUUUAUGAAAGUUUUGGGUUAUUCUCAAUCAAAAUCUGAUUAUUCUUUAUUUCAUAAAGGAUCACGGGACAAAUAUGAGGCAUUACUUGUUUAUGUUGAUGAUAUUAUCAUUACAGACCCCUACAAAGAAGGAAUUGCAUUCUUAAAGCAGCAAUUGAGUUUACAAUUCAAGCUUAAAGAUUUGGGUUUUUUAGGCUAUUUUUUGGGAAUGGAAAUAACAAGAUCCAAAGAAGGUAUUUUUGUCUCACAAUGGAAUUAUACUCUUCAAUUACUUGAAGAUACCGGGUUACUUGCCACUAAACCAAAAGAUACACCUGUGGAUCCACGAGUUGAUCUUAAUGACAAAUCUGGAGAAGAAUAUUAUGAUCAAUCCAAGUACAGAAGACUUGUUGAUGAUGACUUGGAGGAGCAACUAAGUAAUGGUAAAGUGUGUGUAAGUUCAAGCAUUACCAGUUUUAUAUGUGCUAAUCCAAUUGUUUCAAUUGAAGGGAAGGAGUACAUGGUACAGGUUCGUGAUAUUGCAUCUUGGUGUCCAGACAUUAAGAGAGUUGAGGAUAAUAUGGAUAGGAAGUCUCAACAACAUGAGACAGAGUCGGAAUAUGAAGAAGAUGACUACAGUGUGGCUGAUGAGGGUCGGGUGAAUUUGGAUUAA
Molecule: messenger RNA, 777 nt
Organism: Lactuca virosa
Lineage: Eukaryota; Viridiplantae; Streptophyta; Magnoliopsida; Asterales; Asteraceae
Source: the annotation of a GenBank genome assembly